This is a messenger RNA of Amphimedon queenslandica, 1591 nucleotides long. RefSeq names its product leucine-rich repeat-containing protein 40-like. Lineage: Eukaryota; Metazoa; Porifera; Demospongiae; Haplosclerida; Niphatidae. Gene Ontology annotation, cellular component: cytoplasm. The record is from RefSeq and is a predicted model, not a curated record. Gene Ontology annotation, molecular function: protein binding. The coding region runs from base 33 to 653 and encodes 206 amino acids. The transcript is spliced from 7 exons.
GAGUUAACAUGUCUACCUAAUAAUGUGAUUGAAUGAGAUACCACCUAACCUUGGAGAAAUAUGGAGCGAGUACAUGUACAUAUUUGACUAAAUUAUCACUAUCUGAAAACAAGUUGAAAGCAUUACCACCUUUGGUUGCAUUGGAGAGGAUUACUGAGAUUGAUGUAAGUCAAAAGUCUCCAAACCAAUUGAAUGAAUUCCCAAUCAUUAGACCAGGAAACACAUUUAAGUCUCUAUUAUUAUCAUUUAAUAAGAUUCAGACAUUACAAGAUGAUAGACUUACCCACUUGUCUUCUCUCACUAUAUUAACUCUGAGAGAGAAUAAACUAACAAUGCUACCGGACUCGAUUGUCCAGUUAAGCAAGUUAAAGAGACUGGAUUUAACUAAUAAUGAUUUAUCAAGUCUUCCCUACAUGUUGGGAAGGUUUGAGUCUCUUCAUUCUCUUCUCUUGGAUGGUAAUCCUCUCAAAUCAAUCAGACGUGACAUCCUCCAGAAAGGAACGGUUGAGCUCCUCAAGUAUCUCCGCUCUCGUAUUAAAGAACCAGAAGAACACGUCUCACCACCAACCUCUCCCUCAUCCCUCAAGAUCCCCUCAUCAUCAUAUAAGGAAGGAUCGUUGUUGGGGACAUGGCCAGAAAGAAAGUUGUGUUGAUGAAAGUUAAUUUGACUGAGCUACCUGCUGAGUAAGAACAGCAGUUUUAAUUAUUAUUAUAAUAGUUAAUAUGCACAUGUACUUUAAUGUAUUCAGGGUUUCCCACAAAGCAUGCCAAGUGAGCUAAACAGCAUGAGCUUCAUGAGCUGACAAGCACUACAAUAGAGUACAUGGCUGAUUUAGAGCAAUAGCAACUUUAAAAAUUCAUAAAAAAUUCAAUUUUGAUCAAAUCAACUCAAACUUGCUACACAACAUAAGAACAUGUACAUGUAUCAAAAAAUUAUAAAAAUGGAAUUUCUUUUGUAUCGAUUUUUUACUAAUGUCCCUGUACUAUCAUCUUGGUCCAAAAUUUUAGACAAUUUUAAAAUGCAUUGACAAGAAGUUGGGCACUGUGCCAAAUUCUGUGGGAAACUCUGCACUUAAAUGUACAUUACAUGUACAUGUACAUGUCUCUCCUCUAUUUUGAAUUUUUUAAUUCGUUAUAUUUCUGUUUUCUCUCUCUCAAAUAUAAAUAAGUUCUUAAAUGAUCUACCUUCAUCUCUUUCCUCUUGCUCCAGUUUAUGUUCUCUCAUUAUUAUCAUUCAAUCGUUUAUCCACAUGGUAUUUUUCAUCAAAAAGGGCAAGUCAUGCUACUUCUCAUGAUGUCAUUCCAUUCUUUCUCUCUUGAUCCUCUCCUUCUACUUUCUAUAGAAGAAUUACUCUAACGACUAGAUCAGUAGUAUUGCUGAGGAAAAUGCAUGACUGUUGCUAUGACAAUUGUACAUGUACAUGUACAUCCAUAAAAAUACUCAAGAAUAAUUUGAGAUUUUUCUUUCUUUUGUAUUGUCCUGUUAUAUUUGUAAUUUUUGAAAAGCAAUUGCUUUGACAACUAUAAAAAUUAAUGAGCAAAACAACAAAAAUAGAAUCUGAAUGCAUAGACAAUUAAGCAUCACAAAGUU